This is a messenger RNA of Candida albicans SC5314, 1695 nucleotides long. RefSeq names its product rRNA-processing protein (gene SAS10). Bases 1 to 1695 code for a protein of 564 amino acids. The record is from RefSeq and is a predicted model, not a curated record. Gene Ontology annotation, biological process: maturation of SSU-rRNA from tricistronic rRNA transcript (SSU-rRNA, 5.8S rRNA, LSU-rRNA). Lineage: Eukaryota; Fungi; Ascomycota; Pichiomycetes; Serinales; Debaryomycetaceae. The transcript has a single exon. Gene Ontology annotation, cellular component: small-subunit processome; nucleolus.
AUGGCUAGAAGAAAUAGAAAUAAAACUGUGAAUGAAGAAGAGAUUGAACUUGAUGAAGUUGACUCAUUUAAUGCCAAUAGAGAAAAGAUAUUAUUAGAUGAAGCUGGAGAAUAUGGACGUGAUGAUCAAUCGGAGGAAGAUGAUUCUGAAGAGGAAGUCAUGCAGGUAGAAGAAGAUAGUGAGGGUGACGAAGAAGAUCAAGAAGACGAAGAAGAGGAGGAGGAGGAGGAAGAAGGGGAAGAAGAAGAAGAAGAAGAAGAAAAAGGAUGGGGAGGAAGACAGAAUUAUUAUGGAGGAGAUGAUGUAAGUGAUGAUGAAGAUGCUAAACAAAUGACAGAAGAAGCAUUGAGACAACAGAAGAAACAUUUACAAGAAUUAGCAAUGGAUGAUUAUUUGGAUGAUGAGAUGAUGGAAGAUUGGCAGAAAAAGGCCGAUUCAUAUGACAAUAAAGACACACUGUCAUCAACCCAGCAGCAGCAACAACAACAACUUAUCAUUGAAAGCAAUAGUUCUAUUGCGAAUUUGGAAGAUAGUGAUAAAUUGAAAUUACUUCAACAAUCAUUCCCUGAAUUUAUUCCAUUAUUAAAAGAAUUGAACAGUUUGAAAGUUAAAUUAGAAGAUUUACAAAAAUUAGAGGAUAAAAACAAAUGCAUAGAGACAAAGAUUGUAGCAUUAUCAGCAUAUUUGGGAGCUAUAUCGUCAUAUUUUGCCAUAUUUGUUGAUAAUUUGAACAAUGAAGAAUCGUUUGUAUCAAUGAAAGAUAAUCCAAUCAUGGAAACUAUAUUGAGUUCUAGAGAGAUUUGGAGACAAGCAAAUGAAUUACCUGAUGAUAUUAAAUUGGAUGAUGUUAAAGUACAUGUUUCCGAUGUUGUUUCUUCUAGUGAUAUUGAUGACGAAGACAAUUUUGUUGACGCCAAAGAAGAACAAUCUGAAGAUGAAGAGAUAUCAGAAGAAGAAGUUUCUCAAGACGAAGACGAAGAUCAAUCAGAUGAUCUUGACAUUGAUGCUAAUUCAGAAAGAAUUAUCAAGCAUGUUUCCAAAAAACACGGUGAUGAUUUCACAGAAGCUGAUAUCGAAGAUAUUGAUAUGGAGGAUAAACAACGUCGUAAAAAGACAUUAAGAUUCUACACUUCCAAAAUUGAUAAAGCUGCAGCUAAAAAAGACCAAUCAUAUUCUGGUGAUAUAGAUGUUCCAUAUAAAGAAAGAUUGUUUGAAAGACAACAGCGUCUACUUGAAGAAGCAAGAAAACGAGGAUUACAAAAACAAGAUGAUGAAAAUAUAUCGGAUAAUGACAAUGACAAUGACGGUGUCAAUGAUGAUGAAGGAUUUGAACAAGGUGAUGAUUAUUACGAAUCAAUAAAACAACAUAAAUUAAAUAAGAAACAAUCCAGAAAAUCAGCUCAUGAAGCUGCAGUUAAAGCUGCUAAGGAAGGUAAAUUGGCAGAAUUACAAGAAGCUGUUGGUCAAGAUGGUAAAAGAGCAAUUAAUUAUCAAAUUCUUAAGAACAAAGGUCUUACGCCUCACAGAAAGAAGGAAUAUAGAAACUCCAGAGUUAAAAAGAGAAAACAAUACGAAAAGGCACAAAAGAAACUUAAAUCUGUUAGACAAGUUUAUGAUGCUAAUAAUAGAGGUCCAUAUGAAGGUGAAAAGACAGGUAUUAAGAAAGGGUUAUCAAGAUCAGUUAAAUUGGUGUAA